GAGCUUUAUUUUUUAUACUAUUUAUGGUUUGUAUGUAUAGUACAUUUAACGUCAUUGGUUCAUACUUCCAGGUACAUCUGACGGUCUGAUAUGUACAACUUUCCGAGUAUUCGACUACUACAGCUGUUAAAAGUUUCUCAGAGCUGUUUGAAUUAACACGGAUUACGAAUACUUGCAUAGCUAGUGACUCAACAAUGAUGUCUGUCAAAUGUACAAAUACAUGUUAGUGUUAGUGUGUGACGCCACACUGAUAGCAAAGCGUAUCAGUACCUGGUUUAUGUAGUAUGUGUACCUGGGGCACUUUGUGAUACACAUUUACCUGCUGCAUGUAAUAAUUAGCGCGAGUACAUGACCAAACAAAGAGGACAAUGAGUAACUGGACAACGUUUGAACCCCCUGACGAUCUGUCCACAGCAUCAACAUCUCUUGGCAGCAAUCCACACAGUGAACGCUUCCUGAAUACUACCUUGUCCGGUUCCACAACUACUCUUCACAAUUGGAAUGUUUCCAAUGAUUAUUCAACAACAUCAGCACCAAACGACCAACUCCUGGAUGAAGUGGGCUCAUAUUUAUGGAAAGUCUUGUCUCCAUUAUUGUUCAUUGUUGGAAUAUUCGGCAACACAUUAAGUGUCAUCGUUUUAAGACGCAUGCGUUUUUGGAAGAAGCCGUCCUUGUUUUUUCUUGUUCCUCUUGCUUUCACGGACACGACUGUUUUGUGUGUAGGACUCAGUAGAUACUGGGUCAGAGAGAUGUUUGACUUCGACCUCCGACUAAUUUCUCAAGCGGGGUGCAAAAUCAAUUUUUUCGUACUUUAUAUCUCUAUGCAGUUUUCCUCGUGGAUUUUAGUUUGUUUUACAUUUGAACGCUUCUUAAAAACUAAUUUCCCGUUCCGCUACAUACGGAUUAUGACUGUGAAGAAGGAGAAACUAGCGUUAGUUAUAAUAUUUGUAAUUCUUGUUUUCGUGGACGGUCACUUCUUUUUUACCAAUGGAUUGACAGACCGCGACGGUUCACUUGAUUGUUCAUCGUUAACCAAUGCAACAUUUUAUUUUGACGAAUAUGUCUUUGUUUACAUAGAUCUCGCCUUUCUUUCCAUCGUACCAGCAGUCCUAAUGAUAAUCAUGAACAUAUGUAUAAUCCGAGUCCUCCGACGCUCAAUUCAAUUUUUACGAACAUCAAGUAGUGGCAGUAGUGCCGCCAACAGACAGAGGUACAGCAUCAAAGUCACGAAAAUGGUUCUUCUGACGAGUUCUUACUUCAUUUUUGCCACUCUGCCGAUCUGCUUGUACUACAUAGUGGAUUCAUACACUCAUACUGACGACGUCGUCAUCAACGCCCAGAAGGACCUCGCGUGGUCUGUGGUUUAUAUUUUCCAAUAUUCGAACUACGCAAUGAACUUCUUCCUCUACACUGCAGCCAACGACAAGUUUAGACUACAUGUUCUCGGCAUUAUAAAGUGUCAAGCACUAGAAAGAUUUUCACGCAGAAAAAGCUCAGCAUAUAGUGCACAGCAUACAUCAACGUUCCGUAUUACCAGUGAGGAUUCGGAAACCGUGGCUGGAGUGUCCUCCGAGGGGGAAUGUUACGAUAACCACGUAUCUCCGUCCACAAAUGACGAUUCUGUCACAGGAAGUAAUCCUGUUUCCGAAAGGGCGGAUAACAAUUACUCAGUAUUUCCGUCCGCAAAUGACAAUUCCGUCACAGCAAGUUAUCCUGCUUCCAUUCCUUCAUUGUCGGAGAAAAUGGAAAAGUCUAGAAAAAUUACCAGUGUGUCCUGGUCUAAGAGAGUGCAACAGUUUAACAGUGCCAUACCGAACCCCUCCGUGUCGGACGCGACAGUGUAACACUGAUUCCACAUAACCUUUACGUCGGACGUAUCAGUUUGUCAGGUACGUCACAGAGCUUGCCGUGUCAGUAUUCCUGUGAUAUCACAACGUUACAGAGCCUCAUUCUGACAAUGACGUUACCUAUCUCCACGUGCUAGAGGCAUAGGGAUAAUUUUGACGAUACAUAUCACUUAAUGUAAGAUAUUUCAAACGUAAAGUUUUUUUCAUUAUUUAUCCAAGGAGUCGGAGCCGAGGAGAUUGUUUUACUCAUUUGAUACUGUUUGAGUUUGAAGUUUUUAUAUGCGAUCGAGCAGAUAUUUUCAAGUAAUAAAAACAACAAUUACUCAAGUUGCAUCAGAUAAACCAUUAGUUGUUCAAUAUUUAAUAAAUUUGAAAUAUUUGAAUGCGAAUCGUUGGUUAUAUUAUGUUCCUGUGAGAAAUUCAAAUGCUAUGCAUC
Molecule: messenger RNA, 2283 nt
Organism: Mizuhopecten yessoensis (Yesso scallop)
Lineage: Eukaryota; Metazoa; Mollusca; Bivalvia; Pectinida; Pectinidae
Product: growth hormone secretagogue receptor type 1-like
Exons: 3
Coding region: 369-1844 (491 amino acids)
Biological process (GO): G protein-coupled receptor signaling pathway
Cellular component (GO): plasma membrane
Molecular function (GO): G protein-coupled receptor activity
Source: RefSeq, a predicted model, not a curated record